Molecule: messenger RNA, 3237 nt
Organism: Meloidogyne enterolobii
Lineage: Eukaryota; Metazoa; Nematoda; Chromadorea; Rhabditida; Meloidogynidae
Source: the annotation of a GenBank genome assembly
CACUACUGUAGAUGACCCUCGUAAAAGCAUUGAAGAGUUAAUUAAUGCUGGUUUAAAAACGCAUAAUGAACGGGGCAGUAAACACUUUAACAAGAAAAAUAAGGUUUGAUGAUUUUUUGGUAGCAAGGAACCACGGGGUGGAGAAGACAUGGGUAAAAGGAACAUGGGUUAAAGGGUGAAGGGAACAUGGGGAUAUAGGCUGGGAGGAACACUAGUAUAGUGUGAACGGCACAUAUGUAGGUUCAUAAUGUGAAGGGAGCCUCGGAAGAGGUUAUAGUAUGAAGGGAACAUAGGAUUAUAGUCCGAAGGGAACAUUGGGUUAUAGUCCGAAGGGAACAUUGGGUCAUAAUAUGAAGAGAAUAUAGGAUUAUAGUCUGUAGGGAACAUUGGGUUUUAGUUCGAAGGGAACAUGGGGUCAAAUGUGAAGAGAAUAUAGAUAUGUUGCCAAACUCAUUUUGGCGUCCUCCAACAAAAACGCGUUGUUCUUCUGGCCAUUCGCGCGACUCUUCUGAUGAUGGGUUUGGCUCGUCUGCAGGGCGCCAUACCCUCAGCCCUUCCUCCAUUUCCUCUUUUGGUUUUCAUCAAGGAGGAGGAGGGAAUGUCCCAAUGGCUCUAACAGACCCAAUGACUGGUCAGAAUUAUUCCGCUUCUUGUUCUGCUAUAAUACAUCAAAGACAAGCUAGUGCCCCAGCUUUAAUUAAUUAUGAACAAUAUGAGCCACAACAACACUUUACCCAACAAAGUGUUAAUGAUGUUUCCCAACAACAACAUUCUUCUACCCCGCAACAAAUGCCCACAUCCCACCAUCAUUUACAUCAUCAGCAACAACAUAUGGCCAAUUCCAAAAAUAGUCGUUCUGCCCUUCCCCCACUUGCUCAACCCUAUCAACAUGCUUAUAGUCGUUCACUUAAUGCAAUGGCAGCAACUUCCCCUCCUGGAGCACAGCAACAACAAAACUAUCAAAGACAGCAUGGUUCUACUGCCAAUAGCCAUAUGUUUUUAAAUGCUAUGGCAGAAUUGCCCCCAGUUGCCCACCAAAGAGCGGCCAAAUCUUGUGAUUUUGAUAUGCUGGCAGGAAAUAACAAUAAUAAUCAAAUAAUGUCCCCAACACAAAUUAAUCCUUACCAACAGCAACAACAACAAUCUGAAUAUUUUGGGCAACAACAGAAUGUUGCUGCUCCAAUUAAUGAUCCUAACAAAUUCCCUACAUCAGCAGCAGUGUAUUGGUCUACCACUCGCGGAAAGAGCCAAAGUCUAGAUCCUUUAGCCUUCGAAUCAGCUGCUGCAGUAGCCGCGGGUACAGGAGGUUUUCACCAGUCUUCAAACAAUUCUACAGCCCAUUUCUCUUCAAAUCCUUCCACAGCUAUUGCCUCUCCCCCUACCAACGACAAUAAUAAUCCUUCCUCUACCUCUCAACAACAAAUUAUUGAAAAUUCUUUUAUUGGACGUUCUCAUCAAUCCCCACAAAGUGCUACUACUAUACUUUUGGAUGAUGACGGCCUUGGACCCUUACCCGAAGGUUGGGAGAAGGCAUACACUCCAAACGGAGACCCUUACUUUAUCGACCAUAUCCACAAAGAAACUACUUGGUACGACCCUCGAUUGCCCAAAGAAGUACAACAACAAAUAGUAAUAAGUCGGCAUACCCACAAAUCAGAGCAACAACAACACCAAGAUAAUGCAAACUUUCAACAUUCCUAUAGCCAGUCGGCUGGGGCAGCAAUGGGGACAAACAAAAUGGCUUCUAAUAACAAUAGACAAAAUUUCCAUGGAGGCUCCUCUUCCGUUGGACCUACACCUAAUACAAUUACAAAUUCUGUAUUGGCUGGGGGACUGGAUAGAGUACAACAACUUAAGCAAGAGAAGCAAUGUAUGCAGGAGAGACGUGAACAAAUUAUUAGACAGGGUCUGUUGGAUCCCUCAUUUCUUGGCCGCCCACCCCACGAUUCUUCAGCUGCCAAUUCUAUGGAUACUUACGGCAAUCAAGCUGGAAGCGACUGUCAUUCAUCUCAACACAACCAGUCAUUAUUCCUUCAAAGAGCAAAUGCCGCUCCUUUACAACAGGAAAUUAUGAUGGAGGUGGAUUCCACAUCAUUUCCCCAGCAACAGCAGCAAUCCGUUGUUAUUGGCUAUAUGGAUCCGUUAUUCCAGGGACUCAAUGCAGCCGAUCUUAACCCUCAAGAGUUCGACAAGUAUUUAAUUAUCAAUGAGAGUCGUUCUCCAACAACCACUACUGCCCCGCAAAACAUGGCUACACAAUAAAGUGACAAAAAAUAAAGAAAAGUUGUGAUUUGUGAAUAAUUAUAAGCCAUUUUUCAUUUUUUUCGUUUAACUUGCCCGAUUCGUCUGCCUUAAUUCUUUAAGAGGAGUAUAUAUUUUAAAAUUAAUCUUUGAUUUUUCUGUCCACAGCUAUUUAUAGGCGACAUUUCCUAAUGCCGCUACUAAUGAUAAUUGACUGUCCAUUAUAUAGAGGUUCGAUUGACUGUCGCUUAUAUGUAGAUCCAAAUAAGUCCAUUAUAUAGAGGUUCGAUUAACUGUCCAUUAUAUAGAGGUUCGAUUAACUGUCUAUUAUAUAGGGAUCCAAAUGACUGUACAUAUAUAGAGGUUAAAUUGACCGUCCAUUAUAUGGAGGUUCAAAGAUUAAUUUUAAAGCUCCUCUGUUUUAAAUGCCUUGCCUAAAUAUUUUACAAAAAAUUGUUCUCUCAAAAAAAUUUAACUUAAAAAUUUUCCAUACUCACACACCUCCCCCCUAUUUUUUAAACGCACGGUUCCUUUCGAUUCAAUUAUUAAAUAUAUUAUUUUUUAUUUAAAUAAAAUUAUUUUUUACUGUUAAAUGGUCUUAAGAUUUGAUCAAGCCGGACAUAAUUUAAAACGUUUAUUAGUCGAGAAUUUAAAGUGAAGGUGAAAGGAACGCCGAGUAGCUUGGUUAGUAGACUGUUCUACUGGGCGUUAACUGAGCUGUCAGGGGCCACGCGUACUUGCAGCAAAAACAAUUAGUAAAAAUGCCGGGAGGUCACUGUUUGCGGAGCUGUAAAAGAAAGAAAUUUGGCUUCUUGGCCAAGUUUCAGAAUUUUCGUCUGCGCCGAUGGGAAAGGAAGCGAUUCUUUGAAAAAGGGAAGUGGUUACUAACUCUAGCCGAGCGCUAACGGUGCAAAAUCUGAUUAGACUUUCAAUUACCCUUCCGUUAAAAUUUACUAUAAAAGCUUUGUUUAUCGCUUCAUUUUUCCUUCCAAACGC